Messenger RNA from Striga hermonthica, 1167 nucleotides. The record is from the annotation of a GenBank genome assembly. NCBI's taxonomy places the organism in Eukaryota, Viridiplantae, Streptophyta, Magnoliopsida, Lamiales, Orobanchaceae.
AUGGCAACCUUCGCCUCUUUUCUCUCUCCUCCUCCGCCGCCUCCACCGUCGUUUAUUUCCUCCCGCCGCUUUUUCCGGCCGUCGUGUUUAUCCGCUUUCAAUCCUGCUAGGAAUUUGGGGAAUUUGGGUAAAUUGCUGCGUAUCGAAACCCGGGUUCUCGCUUCCUCCGGUUCCUCUUUCUCUGCUUCAGAGUUCAGCUCGGGAGAUGAAUAUUCGCCAUCGGAGAAAUCAAACCUCUAUAAUUUAGUUCGAGAUAUCGAGCCCUUGGAUGUGAGCCUCAUUCAAAAAGAUGUUCCACAAACAACUAUAGAUGCCAUGAAGCGGACAAUUUCAGGAAUGUUGGGUUUGCUGCCAUCGGACCAAUUUCAAGUGAUGGUUGAAGCUUUAUGGGAACCGCUCUUCAAGCUGUUGAUAUCUUCCAUGAUGACUGGAUACACAUUGAGAAAUGCAGAAUACAGGCUCAGUCUUGAGAGGAAUCUUGAGAUAUAUGUAGGAGACAGUGAUAAGUCAAAAGCCGAAGAUUGUAAAUGUAAUACCGAGGAACACCAGGGAAGAGGGAGUUUUAGACAAGAUAACUUGCCGACGUCCAAUGAAACUGGUGAAAUGACAUAUGACAUUCCAGAUUUUGGUGAAAUGACCUUUGAGGCCCGACAGUAUAUUUUGAAACUGCAUUCCCGUUUAUCUUCGGUUAAAAAGGCAUGUCCCCUCAAAAGGAAGAAUGCAGCUCUUCAGAUGCAACAAUUUGUCGGGGAGGAAAAGAAUGAAUUGUUGGAUUAUUUAAGGUCCUUGCAACCAGAAAAGGUAGCUGAGCUAUCAGAGCCAACCUCGCCGGAGCUUAGAGCCACGGUUCAUUCAGUCGUGCAUGGUCUAUUGGCAACUCUCUCUCCAAAGAUGCACUCCAAAGGCCUCGAUCUUGGAGACAACAGCACUGCAGGAACUGUAGAUGUUGGAACUGAAGGGGACUGCGUCGAUCUUGUCGAGAACACUUCUCUUCAGUUCCAACCUCUUAUUUCAUUGCCACGCGAUUACCUGGCUCGCUUGCUCUUCUGGUGUAUGCUGUUAGGACACUACCUUAGAGGGCAAGAAUAUCGGUUGGAGCUUAUGGAGCUUCUCACAUUGCCAUUUGUUGCAGAUAGUGAUUCUUCCACCGGUCGACAUGUCAUCUGA